This is a messenger RNA of Engraulis encrasicolus (European anchovy), 3637 nucleotides long. Its product is annotated as potassium voltage-gated channel subfamily A member 7-like. Gene Ontology annotation, cellular component: voltage-gated potassium channel complex; membrane. NCBI's taxonomy places the organism in Eukaryota, Metazoa, Chordata, Actinopteri, Clupeiformes, Engraulidae. Gene Ontology annotation, biological process: protein homooligomerization; potassium ion transmembrane transport. The record is from RefSeq and is a predicted model, not a curated record. Bases 427 to 2127 code for a protein of 566 amino acids. Gene Ontology annotation, molecular function: protein binding; delayed rectifier potassium channel activity. The transcript is spliced from 3 exons.
UCCUAACUGCCCUGCGGGUGGAAUGACAGAGGCCCCCACGCUGUAACAUUAACACACACCCCAGUAUCCCCAUGGUACAGCAGCAGAGACAGGAGCCUAAAAGCAGACAGAGACAGAGCGAGACCGACAGACAGACAGACACAGAAACACAGAGAUAGUGGAGUGCUCGGGACAGGAGGAAUAGAGAGGUAGAGGUAGAGAGAGGGAAGGAGGGAGAGAGAGAGAGAGAGAGGUGUGGGAGAGGUGAGGAGGCCCCCACAUGGACACUAAAGGAAGGGCAAAUCCAGACAGCGCGCGGCGCGGAGGACCCAGGUGCCACAUGGUGUUGUAGAGGGAACCGAGGCGUAGCAACUGUCCCGCAGCGCAGCUAAUUAGUCCGAAUCUGCCAAGGACUGACACCAGCAUAGCGCGUCCACUGCCCGGACAAUGGACGACCACAACCAAGGCGGCGGAGGAGGGGACCCGUCGUCGGGCACGGAGGAGGACAAGAGCAAGAAGUUGCUGAUCAUGGACGAGGGCAUGGACGACAAGCAGACCAAGGAGCAGCUCAACAACGCCGAGAAGUGCGACAAGGAGAACGAGAAGGAGAAGGACGACAAGAAGGAGAGCCGGCGCUCUGGUUCUCUUUGGCGCAGCGGGCACUGGGCACUGAACGAACGCCUGGCCAUCAACGUGUCGGGCAUGCGCUAUGAGACGCAGCUGCGCACCCUGGCGCAGUUCCCCGACUCCCUCCUGGGCGACCCGCGCCGCCGGCUGCGCUACUUCGACCCGCUGCGCAACGAGCUGUUCCUGGACCGCAGCCGCGUCUGCUUCGACGCCAUCCUCUACUUCUACCAGUCGGGCGGGCGGCUGCGACGGCCCGCCAACGUGCCCCUGGACGUGUUCAUGGAGGAGCUGCGCUUCUACGAGCUGGGCGAGGAGAUCAUGACGCGCUUCAAGGAGGACGAGGGCUUCCCCAAGGAGGUGCCGCGCCCGCUGCCCGACAACGAGCUCCAGCGCAAGCUGUGGAUGCUCUUUGAGCACCCGGAGUCCUCCAGCGGCGCACGCAUCAUCGCCAUCAUCAGCGUUAUGGUCAUCGUGGUGUCCAUCCUCAUCUUCUGCCUGGAGACGCUGCCUGACUUCCGGGCCGACAAGGAGCAGCGAGAGAGAUUCAUCAUAAUACCUCACCCCACCGUCCCCAACGCCACCUUAGCUGUGCCACCCAACACCACGCCCUUCGACGACCCCUUCUUCGUGGUGGAGACGCUGUGCAUCUGCUGGUUCUCCUUUGAGCUGGGCAUGCGCUUACUCUGCUCGCCAGACAAGAUGGUCUUCUUCAAGGACGUGAUGAACAUCAUCGACUUCUUCGCCAUCAUUCCCUACUUCGUCACGCUGGGCACGGAGCUGCUGAGCACCAAGCAGCAAGGCCAGCCGCCCACCAUGUCCCUGGCCAUCAUCAGAGUCAUCCGUCUGGUCAGGGUCUUCCGUAUCUUCAAGCUCUCGCGCCACUCCAAAGGGCUGCAGAUCCUGGGCCAGACGCUGAAGGCCAGCCUGCGGGAGCUGGCCUUGCUCAUCUUCUUCCUCUUCAUCGGCGUCAUCCUCUUCUCCAGCGCCGUCUACUUCGCCGAGGUGGACAGCCCCGACACGGCCUUCACCAGCAUCCCCGAGGCCUUCUGGUGGGCCGUGGUCUCCAUGACGACGGUGGGCUACGGCGACAUGUACCCGGUGACGGUGGGCGGCAAGCUGGUGGGCUCCAUGUGCGCCAUCGCCGGCGUGCUCACCAUCUCCCUGCCCGUGCCCGUCAUCGUCUCCAACUUCAGCUACUUCUACCACCGCGAGAUGGAGUGCGAGGACAGCACCGAGUACACCCACGUCAGCACCUCGCUCUGGGAGGACGACGACGAGCCCGAGAUGGAUGUGGAGGAGUACGAGGAUAGGGAGGGCAUGGAGGGGGAGAGCUACACUCCCCUGGAUGGGUGCGGUGGCAGCGGCGGCGGUGGUGGCGGUGGUGGGGGUCCAGGGCCCGGCUACAGGGGUAUCUGUGGGCCUCUGAACGGGACUCUGCUGGCGGGACUGUGCGCAGGGCAAGGGGAGGAUCCCAGGGGAGGAAAUGUGUACCUGAGGGAACCACUGGUCACACAGGUGUGAGGAGGAAGGGCAUGGACAUAGUAGAUACGCGAGGCGAUAAGGAAGAGAGUCAUGGAAAGCAUCUUCAGAUGUGGAAAAAGUAUUGUUUCAUUGGGCCAACAAGUGCCAACAAGACUAAUGUUUCAACGUUGUCACGUCUUCAUCAGAGUCAAUAUGGCAAACCUGGGUAGGUGGUGCUUAAAAAAAACUUUCAAAGAACACCUGGCAGGGGUGACCAAAUCACCCAAGGGUGCCAAUGACAUAGGCUGCACUCAAAUAACAUCCAAACAUCCAACAUAGAACCAGACAAACAAGAGAAAUAAAAAGGAAAAAAUGUGCACAUAUAUUUCUUUGAAAGUUUUUUUAAGCACCACCUACCCAGGUUUGCCAUAUUGACUCUGAAGAUGACGUGACAACGUCGAAGCGUUACUCUUAGCACUUGCCCAAUUAAACAGUAAUUUUUCCACAUCUGAAGAUGCUCCGGUGACUCUCUUCCUUGCCUGCUAUUACUAGUCCUUUCCUGGGACGCACCAGAUUGUGAAGUACAGGAGCGCGGAGGAUAUCUCCCUUUUCUACGCGAUACAUAAGGAGAUAUUAGGAGGAAAAAAGAUGGAAGUUCAAGAGCGACGACGAAGAGUGGCAGACAGAGACUUGUACAUUACUUGUGCGUUCUGCCACAGACACGGAAGAAGAAAGCAGACAGGAGUCAAAACGAUGGCCUUUUAAUGUCUGCUGCUUACACUGACUGACUAACUGUAGUAGACUUACUGUGGAGUGGAGUGCUUACAAAAGGGGGUUGAUGCAAAAAUAUGUUGCAUACUGUAUUACUGCAAAAAAAAAAAAACAGGUGCAAUGGUUCAAGAGAAUCACACCAACUCUGCAGGUUUUCAUUAUACAUUAUUUAUAUUUAUCUGACAUUUGUACUUUGAAAUGUCGUCUGCAUUUUUGAUCAUAAGUUAUAGGUUAGAACGAAUAGAACUCUUGCGCUGUUUGGAAUAAAAUUGGAAUAUUUUUUUGAAGUUUGCGUGCUAUGCUAUGACAGACCAUUUUACAUAUCAUCACUGAAGUGCCAUACCAAAUAAUCGAGUAAAAAAUAUGUAAAUAGAACUACAGUAUUUAUUUGUCAAGACGUGGUAGUCUCCGAUGUAAGAAGCCACAUACCCCCCAUUGGUGACUUUUUAUAGCAGUCUGACUGGCAUGCCUGUGAGGUCAAACUGGACAUGUGUAUGUAUGAACCUUAUCUGCAGACAGGGCUGGACUGGCCAUCUGCCAUAGCGGGCAUUUCCCAGUGGGCCUUGCACCCUCGUUGUCUCCUAUUUUCAGAAAUGUAAUAAAAAAAAGUUUUAAAAAAUAUGUUUUUCAAAAAAAUUACAUUUCUGAAAACAGGGACCCAUGAGGGUGCGGGGCCCACAGGUGAGUCCAUUUUGCACCACUUAUAAUAUUAUGAGGGGGCCCCUUUAAUCCAAAAGUGCCCGGGCCCUAUUUCUCCCCCAGUCUAGCCCUGUCUGUAGACACUUGUUUGUUGUCGUAA